Messenger RNA from Talaromyces stipitatus ATCC 10500, 1518 nucleotides. RefSeq names its product MFS transporter, putative. The coding region runs from base 1 to 1518 and encodes 505 amino acids. Gene Ontology annotation, biological process: transmembrane transport. Gene Ontology annotation, cellular component: membrane. Gene Ontology annotation, molecular function: transmembrane transporter activity. NCBI's taxonomy places the organism in Eukaryota, Fungi, Ascomycota, Eurotiomycetes, Eurotiales, Trichocomaceae. The transcript is spliced from 4 exons. The record is from RefSeq and is a predicted model, not a curated record.
AUGGCGGAUAAUCAUCACGAGAAGAAUACAGAGGAUGUUGAGUCCAACGUUCCUAUGCAACCCAUCAACGAAAAGCAAAAGCAACCUACACAAAACCUUUCAGAUGGAAACCUAAGUGUACAAUCCGUCUCGGACUUGGUAAAUGUCCAACUUGACCCGGUCAAGGAGAAGAAGUUGUUGGCCAAACUGGAUCUGCAUUUUGUGCCGAUUAUCAUGUUUGCCUACUUGACUUGUUUCUUGGACAGAGGAAAUAUCGGAAAUGUCAAAGUAGCAGGCAUGCCAGAAGAUAUUGGUGCUUCAGCCGCGCAGUAUUCCACUGCCGUGUCAAUCUUCUACGCAACAUACGUCACCUUCGAAACACCUCUGGCUAUGCUCAUGAAGAAAAUUACUCCUCGUAACCUUCUAUGCGGUCUUUGCGUGGUAUGGUCACUAACCACUAUCUUUACGGGAUUCGUAACUAGCGUUGGCGGGCUAUAUGCCAGUCGUCUAGUGCUAGGUUGUUGCGAAGCAGGUCUGUUCCCUUGUUUGAAUUUGUAUAUCUCGAUGGUGUAUCGAAGAGAAGAGCAGGCGAAGCGGGUUUCGUAUUUGAUGAGCUGUGCUGCUCUUUCGGGGGCCGUGGGCGGCUUGUUGGCGUAUGGUUUGUUGCAAAUGGAUGGCGUGGCCGGAAAGGCUGGUUGGAGAUGGGUAUACAUCAUCGAAGGCCUUUUCAGCAUAGUCGUGGCCGUAUGGGUCUGGUUUGGAUUACCCAAUGAUCCUACGAAUGCCUACUUUCUCACUACGGAACAAAGAUGGAUGAUGCAAGUCCGGAACGAGCAGUCCAGACAGUAUCUCGGUCCGGAGAAGUUUACCUGGGAUCAGUUCUGGAUUGAAGUGCGCGAUCCCAAACUGUACUUUAGUGCCGCGACACAAUUCUGCCAGGAUAUUUUACUAUACGGUUUUAGUACUUUCCUCCCUGCUAUCCUCAAAAGCAUGGGAUACAACACACUGAAAAGUAACGCACUCACUGUACCUGUCUACAUCUGGGGCGUGAUUAGCUUCACCAUCCUCGCUUGGUGGGCAGACCGCGUCACACGUUUCGUCCCCUUCCUCCUUGGUGCCAACGCAAUCUCCAUUGUUGGCUACAUAUUGCUGAUUGCCGUCAAAACCAAUGACGCCGUCAGGUACUUUGCCACCUACCUCUGCGUAGUAGCAUGUUACCUGGGCCCUGGUCUCAAUAUUGCCUGGCUCAACGUCAAUGUUGCGCCUCAUCAUCGCCGUGCUGUGGCUAUCGGCUUGCAGCAGACCAUCGGUAAUACGGCGGGAAUUGUUGCAGGGCAGGUUUAUCGCAAAUCGCCGUAUAUCUUGGGAAAUUCAUUCUCGUUGGGUUCGGUUUGCGUUGCGCAACUGUUGAUUGUGGCUCAUGCGUUGUAUUUGAGACGCGAAAUUGCGGCUAAAGAGCGUAUCGCUGAGGGCAAGGUUGAGGAUAAGCGGAGAGUUACUACUGGCGAUGGAGCUGUUGAUUAUAAAUACUUCUAUUGA